Molecule: messenger RNA, 327 nt
Organism: Durusdinium trenchii
Lineage: Eukaryota; Dinophyceae; Suessiales; Symbiodiniaceae
Source: the annotation of a GenBank genome assembly
AUGAUGGCGAUGGAAGUGGUGGUGAACGCAGACAAGUACGAAGACAAGCUUGCCACUACAAGAAAGAUAUGCAGCUUCCUCAGCAAGAAGCUGGGAAUGUCCAAGAAUGAUUUGUGCCCAGCACUCAAGUCCAAAUUCGAUGAAGUGGCAGCCAUUCCGAAGGCGGCGCCUGCUCCAGAAGAUGGAAAAGCAGCAAAGCGCCCCCGUCGUGCUGAAGCGGUUUCUCAGGGACCAAAGGGUUCGCAGAAGCGAACCAAUUCUUCAAGUAGCAAGGCAUCCGGUCAAACCGAUGGCCCUGGCGCCAAAAGGGCGAAGGGAAAGAAGUGA